This is a messenger RNA of Macrosteles quadrilineatus (aster leafhopper), 7549 nucleotides long. RefSeq names its product methylthioribose-1-phosphate isomerase. Gene Ontology annotation, molecular function: S-methyl-5-thioribose-1-phosphate isomerase activity. Bases 232 to 1299 code for a protein of 355 amino acids. The transcript has 6 exons. The record is from RefSeq and is a predicted model, not a curated record. NCBI's taxonomy places the organism in Eukaryota, Metazoa, Arthropoda, Insecta, Hemiptera, Cicadellidae.
CUCACUCAUCAAAACCAAAAUAUGUUGUUCUGUCCGUAGAUACUUUGGUCUUUGUUGUUCAUUGGGUAAUAUUUUUUAUCAGAUUCACUUCUAGUUCAAUGUUGGAGUUUUAGAGGUUACCGGUAUUCCAAGGUGUUGGUUUGGUGUUGAAUGGAAGAUAUCUUGAGUAGUGUAAAGUGAAAGAUGACACGUGUUUGUUUAAUAGGUUAAUUUGAAAUAAAAACAUACAAAAUGACUCUCGAAGCUAUAAAGUAUCACCAAGGUGAGCUUAAAAUUCUGGAUCAGCUGCUACUGCCAAUGGAGUCGAAAUAUAUUGAUAUCAAAGGGGUAGAAGAUGGAUGGAAGGCUAUUCAUUCAAUGCAGGUGAGAGGGGCCCCAGCUAUAGCUAUUGUGGGUUGCCUAAGCCUUGCUGUGGAGUUGCAAAAAGAGUUACCAGUAGAGAAAAAGAGACUGCGACGAGAGAUUGAAGGGAAACUCAACUAUCUAGUGUCUGCCAGGCCAACAGCUGUCAACAUGAAGACAGCUGCUGAUCAGCUGAUAAACCUGGUCAACGAGUUGGAUAAAAAUGAUUCCGUCGACUCUGACCAAAUGAAAGCCAAAUUCAUAGAGGCCAUAGAAGAAAUGCCCAAGAAAGAUCUGGCGGAUAACAGAGCCAUCGGAGAGGCGGGGGCAGACGCCAUCUUGGCGCAGCAGACCAACGACGGUCUAGUGCGAGUAUUGACACACUGCAACACCGGAUCGCUCGCUACAUCGGCUUUUGGAACUGCUCUGGGAGUCAUACGCUCCCUGCAUGCACGUGAUAAGAUUGAACAUGUUUACUGCACCGAGACUCGUCCAUACAACCAAGGUGCUCGACUGACCGCGUACGAACUCGUUCAUGAGAAGAUUCCAUCGACCCUGAUUUGUGAUAGUGCAGUGGCAGCAUUGAUGCGUACACGUCGCAUCUCUGCAGUUGUGGUUGGCGCAGACAGGGUUGCUGCAAAUGGUGACACUGCCAACAAGAUCGGUACUUACCAGAUAGCGGUAGUUGCUAACCGACAUGGAGUGCCGUUUUACGUAGCUGCACCAUUGACAACAAUAGACUUCUCAAUAGCCAGUGGCAAGCAGAUUGUCAUUGAAGAGCGCCCUGAGAAGGAAAUGACUCAUGUAAAUGGCAUGAGGAUAGCUGCUCCAGGUGUGACUUGCUGGAAUCCUGCCUUUGAUGUAACCCCAGCGGAACUCAUCACCGGAAUAGUAACUGAGAAAGGAGUCUUCAGUCCAAGCGAUCUCAUCGACAAACUCCAGAACUCUGCUGGUUAGCUUCCCCAAGGUGACCAGGAGAUGCUGAACUCAGUUUUUAUAGUGAUCUUCACUGUUGCUUGAUGAAGAAGAGGAUUCGGGUAAAAUAGUCUAUUCCACACAACACUUCCCGAAUAUGUUGAUGAUUUAUGAUGGACAUGCAUUUGCCUUGAAGUAGUCUACAUACUUGUAUGUUGUCUACUAACAUUGACUAUGGUUAGCAAAAUUAUGUGUCUCAUAAAUGUGGAAGGAAUGCACGUAACUCUCGAUAGUCAGUUAUGUAUUGGGUCUACAAGAUCAUUAUUGCUAGAUGACUCAGUGCAGGGAUACAUUUUGUUAAUCGUUAGAUUGAGUUUAUGUAAUUCUGCUCAAUUAACCUAAAGGAUGGUGACAUCUAGUUUUUAUUCCAUUAUCAGUUAUUUUGUGUUCUAAAUAAUGAUAAGAAUGUUUUAAGUAAAAUGUGUAUAUCAUUAGGGUUGGGCAAGUAUUCUGAGAUUUUAUUAAUUUGAGUGUUAAAUCUAAAUAUUUAGAUUAACAUUAACAAAUUAUGUUUGCAGUUCCUACAUUCAAGGCAGCAAUGUACCAAAAACAAGUAUAUUCUUUCUGGACACAUUAUUCAACCUCUAUUAUACAGGGUGUUUUUUUAACGCACAGGCACAACUCAUAUACAAGUACUGUGAGACACAUUUAAAUGACAAAACAACCUUAUAUUUUGGUAUCCCUGUUUUGUUACUUCAUUGCCAAUCAGCUGAUAUGCGUUUUUGUAGUUAUUUAUGAGGCUUAAUGUUAUUGAAAAUUUAUUGUAAAUAAGACACAACAUAGCUUUUCCACAAUCUCUAUGAGAAUAAUACUUUGAAAGUCAAUCAUUGGUUUUAUGCCAAGAAAGGUUUGAAAUUAAAUUUCCAGGUGUGAUUCCAGUACCUUAUAAAUCAGCUAUUAUUUAAAUAUACAAAUUUAUGGAAACCGAAUUUGAAUUUAGGGAAAACUGAAAUCUCUAGAUUUAAACAAAAUCAAAUAAGGAAAUGGAAAUUCGCUUGGUCUGCAAGUAUGCGUUGCCAGGGUAUAUUUCUUUUACUACAGAUUGGGUUUCCUUAAAUUUGUACUAUUAUGGACAUGUAAGGGCCCAGAAAAUGGCAGUUUUAUAGGCUGAAACAGGUUUUGUUCUUUACCCAUUACUAACAAAAAUAUGGUGGCAAAUCUUGCUCUCUUUGCAUUGAUUAAAUAAACAGGAAUGUGGUUUUAAUUUCAAAUUAUUUUUCAGUCCAGUAGGCAAUUAAAAAAAAAAUUGUGGAUAGUUUGGUUCUAUUUAACCAACUUUCAAAUUGAACUAGCCUACCUACAGACAUAUAACCUAAAUCAUAGCGCUAAUGUAAAGAAGAUUAAAAAUUCAAAUAAUUUUCAAAUAAUAAUAAGACCCGAAGAAUUUGAUAAAUUAUUUGACAACAAUUGAUCAACACCAAGAAAUUGAUUUGUCUGGUGCUCUUUAACUUUCAUUUCUUUGCACUGACAAACACUAUCAGUUGUAUGUAUAUCGCUCAACAUCUCUCGUUAUUUCAUUAAUUGAUGUAAUUCACAACUGAUAGUCAGUAACUGACAAUUGUUUUUAUCCGAAUACUUGACCUCCCUUUAAUUUUAUAAGUUUUGUUUCAAAACCUUAUUGUCAAAUACUGGCAAUGAUGUAAGACGUACUUACAUAUUUAGUCAAAUGAAAAGCUCAAAUCAUAUUUUCGUAUCUCUCAAAUUUACAUUUAUUUCAUAUCUCUCGUUUUCAUUAAUUGAUCUAAUUCACAACUGAUAGUCAGUAACUGACAAUUGUUUUUAUCCAAAUACUUGACCUCCCUUAAUUUUUUAAGUUUCAUUCCAAAACCUUAUUGUCAAAUACUGACAAUGAUGUAAGACGUACUUACAUAUUUAGUCAAAUGAAAAGCUCAAAUCCUAUUUUCAUAUCUCUCAAAUUGAAAUUUAUUUCAUAUCUCUCGUUAUAUCAUUAAUUGAUGUAAUUCACAACUGAUAGUCAGUAACUGACAAUUGUUUUUAUCCACAGAGCAUAGAAUAAAUAUAGAGUCGCCACUCCUAUACCUACAGAUAUACCAGUAGUGAAGCCGAUUUCCGCCAUCUUGGUAGUAGAGUUGGUCUCGGAACUUUGAAAACACGGUGUCAUUACCACUGUGUUAUUCUAUACUACUUUAUGAAUUAGAUGAAGCUAACGCUCCGAGGAUACAUAUAGAACUAUCCCCCCUUCGAUAUUGACCUAAGACUCUGCCCCGCGGGCUUUCAAAGUUCUGAGGUGAGAGUUUUAAAAGUAAAUACUGAUUGGUGGUUUCCAUGGUAACAAUAUAAUGGUUUAAAUGUUACAAAUGCAGACCGGGCCGGCCGCCAUCUUGGUACGAGAAGCCUGCCUCACUCCAGAUGGCAAGUGCCGCCUCUAUAUUUAUUCUAUGCUCUGUGUUUUUAUCCAAAUACUUGACCUCCCUUAAUUUUUUAAGUUUUAUUCCAAAACCUUAUUGUCAAAUACUGACAAUGAUGUAAGACGUACUUACAUAUUUAGUCAAAUGAAAAGCUCAAAUCAUAUUUUUAAUGUUAAAGAAUGGUUAGAAUACUGUAGCUGUAAGUAGAAAAGACGCCUGAUUUCAGGAAAAUUUUGGAUACUGAUUGUUUUGUACAUUUCUUGAAUAAUGUAUUUCUAAAACAUAAUUUUCACCACGUUUUUAUACUAUUAUGAUAGUUACUGUUUAUGGAUAGAAACUCACAAAGUUGCUAGACUUACACCUAAUACAUCUUAUUUACUGUUAAAAAUUAGACUGAAUUGCAUAACACAAUACGUAUCUGUCGAUAUUUUUAAAUCGCUAUUUAAGAGGUGCUACUUUCAUUAUUUUUAUAUUGAAAAAUUGAAAUAAUUAAUUCUCAUUAUUAUUACUAAACUUUAAAUUUACAAGAUAUACUUAAAAAUUAUUUAAACUGAUCCCCAUAGUCAGGUUUAUUGUUUGCUCAAAUAUAAAUUAAUACAAAAGAAUAUCAUAUUCUAUAUUCGUGACACCCAACACCGAUGAAUUCUUGGGUAAUGAAAUAGGUGAUUUUGAGGGAAAAUAUAUUAUUUCAUUGCUGCUGUCAAGCACAGUUUUUUAGUGAAUUUCCCUAGAGGGAAGUAGGUAUUACCGUAGGUGGCACGGUAAGACCUAGCUAGACCCGGGACUGAUAUAUUUUUUCUUUUCAUUUUGAUGUCCCUAGAGAGAGACCAAAUUCAUUCAAAUGUUUAUAUAAGUAUAUGUGUGUGAACGUGAUAACUUGAAGUAAUUUUUGUCUGAUUUUUAUGAAAUUUGGCUUGAAGAUGUAGGGUGGGAUGAACUCGAAUGAGUUCGCAAACCAGCAUGAUCGGACCAUGGGAACGUAUGGGGGGUUUUAUGGGGGGGGGGAAAUAGUUUUUUCUCAUUUUUGACUCCUCAAAACACCCAAUUUUCCAAUUUCUCUUUAAACCAUUUUCUAAAGCGCACAACUUCAUAAUUUAUCCAUACUAUAAUCAUCCAUACUCAUUUUUAUACCUUCAUAACCAUAUCCAUACUGUUUCAAUGGAUCAAAAUUAUCAAAUAUAUUCAUCUUUAGAUGAUAAUUUGUACUGUGUUUGUUAUUUCGUCAGGUAUAUUGAUGAUGUCACAAAAAAUAUUGUAAACAGAUGUCUACAAAAACAUAUUUUUGUAACAGUACAAAAAUUGUCUCAAAAAGUGUUUGUAGACAUAUGGUAUAUUUUGUCUCUGUGUUCCUUGAAACAAGUGUUAUAAUGGUAUAUGCCAGACCAUUUCAAAAUAGCUGAAACAGAUUCUUCUUUACCCAUUAUAACAACAAAAAUACAGGCAGGAUCAAAACAUCGUAACUAGUGAUGGUAAAAACCUGAAAUUUUGAAUCUCAAAACCAAAACUUAAAAAAUCAAAUCCCGAAUCUUGAAUCUCAAAACUGAAACAUGAAUCUUUUUUAGUUUCCUCUUAAGGUUAAAAAAAUACAGGUUACGAUAAAAUGUUUAUUAUGCAAUCAAAACUAAAAGAGAUUGAUUCCUGACCCUGACAUAAUAACAUAAAUAUGUGACUGAUAAACAUUGAACCCAAAUCAACAUAUUUUUUAAAAACAACCAACCUUAAAAUAAAUUAAACUCAUGACACCACCAUAAAUAUAAAUAUGAAAUUAGUUAGAACAUUUAUUUUAAUGGUCGAUAUUUCUUUGUGUUUAAAAAUUUUGAUAUGAAACUGAAUUGUACGUUCUUCCCGUAAUAGUAUUUAAGAUGCCUUUUGCAGGUCAGAAUACAAUUCACUUGUUUCAUUAAAGUUAAUGGUGAUCUGUUUGCUCCAUUGCUGCCAGCUUGUGUGUAAAAAGUGUUAUACAAUAAUAAUGACACAAAAAUAUGUCAGCAGAUUCAGAAAUAAAACUGCCAAAAUCUUUAAUUUCAAAACUUUUGAAUCUCGAAACUCGCCAUUUGAAUCUCGUAACCGAAAUCUUUUCAAAGUUUUGAUUGUUUUGAGAUUUGGUUUUGACAUAUCACUAAUCCUUCUAAAGGAAAAUUCAGCUACUUCUCAUUAAUUUAACUAAUGCCUAAAAUUUUAUCUACUAAACAAAUAUUGUUUUCAAUAUGAUUAUUGUAACUCUACCAUUCUACAUUGGGUAUAUUAUUCCCUACUUUGUGCUGCAAUAUUGAAAACAGUUGCAUUGUGUACUAAAUUCUAGCCCUCCUUCAGAUUUUCAUUUUACAUUUUCAACCAUUACAUUUUAUGAGUACUUGUACAAUUGGUUUUCUUGUGAUAGUUCACUUUCAAAGUUGUAUUUUAAUUACAUGUACAUCCAGGUGUAAAUGUAUUUUGAGUUUAGUUAAUCUAAACAAAAAUUAUUGUGCCAAGGAUUACAAAUCCAUACUAGCGAUUCUUUAUUAAAAAUAUUAUUUCAUCUUAUAAACUGUUCUUGAUCCAUUGAAAACUUUUUAAUCCCGACUGUCAUAAUGUCUGAUGUGAAAUUGCAAAGUGCCUCAUAAAAAGUAAAGAAUAUUAAAUAUUACCAUUGACUAUAUUACUAAUCAGUUGUUCUUCAUGUAAAACAUGUUUUUGUACUAUAGUGUAUUUCUUGGUUAUUGAUCUCUAUUGGUUAUUCUAUUUUUUUAAUUUUUCAGAGAAAGCUAAGCAAAGCAUUAAUUUAUUUUUGUAAAAGUCCCUCAAAAUACUGACGCUGGCGUCUGAACUUUAGUUUGCUCAGUUAUUUAUUAUCUAGCUAACCUAUCCCACAAGUUUGUUGGUGUUCAUUUGUGUUUUUCAGGGUGACAUAUUUAUAUGUUUUCAUUGUCGUGGCCAUUGUAUGUUUUUAUAGAGGUUAAAGUUAAAAAUAUUUGUUGUGCCCUCCUUAAUUUGGUUAGUUUUACAAAAUGUUUUCACUGUAAGAUUUUCCAUGAUUAAAUUGUAGUUCGUAGAACCUCGAUAAUCCAGCUUAAACGGGCUGCCCGUUGGUAAGAUUUAGGAAAAAAACCAGACCAUCAGAAGACUAUUAGAAUUGGAGAAUUAGAGUGAGAUAGCCAUAGUUUGAGAAUUGCAGUGAUGAUCUUUUAUUAGCGGCUGGUGAGUGCAUGUAUGUGAGUUCCGUGUUUCAUCCCUACUUCUUGGCCUUUAAUUGUGGUGCAGUUCGGCAUUGUGCAUGAUUACUUUCUGUUUUAAGAUACCGUAAUGGGAUCUUAGGAACAGUAAUUAUUAAUGAAAUGUAAUUUCAUACUAAAGUAAGUACAAUAGAGAAAUGUUCUAAAUUGUACUGUGCUUUUAUAGGAAAUUACAUACUUACUAUUUCUUUUAAGCUAGGCCAAUGAUUUUAGGGAUGGGAUCAAGCCGGACUACUAGAGGGUCUGGAUUAUUGAAGUUCUACUGUACUUCCUUAAGUUUAUAAAUUAUGUAAAAUUCGUUUUGAUUAAGUUAAUUUGCCUAUCUUUUUGACGAGUUUAUUAAGAGCUUAUCAUAAGGUUUCAUAUUGUUACCAUCUCCAAUUUUAUUUAGCUCUCAAUGUAUUCUUCUAAAUAAAAAGACAAAACUAGUUGAAACCUAUUGACUUAUAAAAAUUGUUGUUUACGAUUGAACUAAUAAUAAAGCGUUAGUCAAUUAUUAAAUAUCUAUGAUAUUAUAGGCUUCUUAUUAACUUUAUAUUACUGUGUUCAUAUUACAAAUUUUACUAUAUUUUAUAUAUCAGAUAUAUUAUUACUUGGUGUAUGCAGUAUACACUGUACUGUUGUCUCUCAAUAUAAAUGCUUUACAUACAA